Pteropus alecto (black flying fox) is the source of this 807-nucleotide messenger RNA. RefSeq names its product gap junction protein beta 7 (gene GJB7). The coding region runs from base 1 to 807 and encodes 268 amino acids. Gene Ontology annotation, cellular component: connexin complex. Gene Ontology annotation, biological process: cell communication. The record is from RefSeq and is a predicted model, not a curated record. The transcript has a single exon. NCBI's taxonomy places the organism in Eukaryota, Metazoa, Chordata, Mammalia, Chiroptera, Pteropodidae.
AUGAGUUGGAUAUGCCUCAGAGAACUCCUAAGUGGAGUAAAUAAAUACUCAACUGGGAUUGGGAGGAUUUGGCUGGCUGUUGUGUUUAUCUUCCGUUUGCUGGUCUACAUGGUGGCAGCAGAGCAUGUGUGGAAAAAUGAAAAGAAAGGAUUUGAGUGCAACAUUAGACAGCCUAGUUGUGAAAAUACGUGUUUUGACUACUUCUUCCCCAUCUCCCAGGUCAGACUUUGGGCUUUACAACUGAUCAUGGUCUCCAUGCCUUCACUUCUGGUGGUUCUACAUGUAGCUUAUCAUGAGGGUAGAGAGAAAAGACACAGAAAGAAACUCUAUCUCAGCCUAGGUAUGAUGGAUGGGGGCUUGUGGUACACUUACCUUAUCAGCCUCAUUGUUAAAACUGGUUUUGAAAUUGGCUUCCUGGUUUUAUUUUACAAGAUGUAUGAUGGCUUUAGUGUUCCCUACCUUAUAAAGUGUGAUUUGAAGCCUUGUCCCAACACUGUGGACUGUUUCAUCUCCAAACCCACCGAGAAAACUACCUUCAUCCUCCUGAUGGUGAUUACCUCAUGCCUGUGCAUUGUGAUGAAUUUCACUGAACUGAGCCUUUUGGUUCUCAAGUACUUUAUUAAGCGCUGUCUCCAAAAAUACUCUAAAAGGCACAAGUCCUCAGUGUGUGAGCAUCACCAUUUCAGAUAUGAUGAAUGUGGUGAGAUAGGGACCCUUCCACUACUCCAGAAUCAUCAUUCGGAAAUGGCCAUUAGCACAUCCCAGCGAGGUGAAACAAGACUACUUCGUGAUACACAAGAGAGUUAA